AUGUUCUCGUGUAUCCGCGUCUCUCCUUCUUUUCUGGUGUCUUACUCGCACUCUCUGAGUGAGGCCCACGCGCAGCGAGGGAGAUCCACAGGGCGUGAGAAGGUUUGGGGGAAGGGCAGAGAGGAGUGGGUGGGCCACUUUUGCGGCGAAGGGGAGGGUGGGAGCCUCACCACAUACCGGACUGCGCGAAACACGUUUGUGGGGAUGCAGCUGGGGGGGUCGCCUCCCACUGAGGGCGGUGCGCGGUUCCGCGAUGCUGUGACGGGCAUGCACCACGCCGCGACCCAGCGGGCGCGCCUGCUGGAGGAUCUCGCGACGCUUUGCAAGGCGCUUGUCGUUGAUGUAAACCGCUUUGCGUCGCGAGAAGCGGCGAAUGGGUUGGGGGACGUUUCCAGUUGCAAGGCCCCCCGCCUCUGCGCUCUGGAGGCGCUGCGGCAGCUGCGGCCAAACACGGCGCAGGGCGGGGUCGACCGUGAAACGGCGGGCCUCGCGUCUUCGCGGCAUGUGACAUUUCGGGCAUCUGCGUCCGCGUCCUCUUCACGGGGCCCCGCAGAGCCGCACCCAACAAGGCGAAACUCAGCAGCGACUGGGGACGGAGUGUCUCCUCGGUCACGAGACGGCGAGAGUCGGAAUGCCAAUUUAGAGUCGUUGCUGCGGCCGCGAGAGCCACUUUCAUCGUUGGAGGCGGCCAAGAACGGUGAGAACAACCACCCGCUGCUCGACAUGAUGCAGCGUCGAGACGCACUGCGGAGUGAGCUGGCCCUGCUGAAGGCGGACAACGAACGCGCGGCACUUUGCCAGGACCGUCUCAAGCGCAGCGUGCGCCUCUCAGCGCGUGCAGCCAGGGUAGUUGCCCUGGAGCGGGAUGUAUUUACGACACUGGGCGAGCUUUUCACCGCGCUGCUGAGGGCCGGUGAGGACUGGCUCACCACCCUGCAGAAGGUGGAACUUUCGCCUGCGGUAAAACACGUAGGCUGCGCCGCUGGCACCGACACCACCGGUCUGCAGGCGGCAGAGGAGGUGGAGGAGGUGAGGUUGCGAAGCGAAAUCCGAGAGCAGGGCGAGGCACGAUGCGAGGCGGCGAUGGCGCGUCAGACGGCUGAGGUGCGGGCGCACUCGACGCGGGUGUCGGUGGCGGCGCUCCGUCAGGGGCUCCACGAAUUGCAGACUAAAUGGAACUCACAGCGGGAGGAGGGGCAUCAGCGGCAGUUGUCGUUGCUGCACCUUGAGGCUGCGGCGGUCAAGGCGGAGUCGCAGUAUGCGAAGUUGCGGCUGAAGUACGCCAGGCGGUUCGUGUCACGUCUUCAGCUUCACUCUUCUGAAGGCAACGAGAGUGGGGGUGAUUUUGCGCGGGCGUUGCCUUCUGCUGCGGCGUCCGCUAAGGAGCGCAUGGACGAGGCGUUUGCGCGGCUGCGGUCCAUUGUUGUUAACUACGAGACGGACCUCCCCAAGUUGAAGCAACUCAAUCGCAUUUUGAGGCGGGGCGUCGUCGCGGCGGUUCCCUGCCCCAGAGGGGAGCAGCUAUUCAGAGAAAAGCACCAGGAAAUCAAGACGGCUCUGCUACCGUGCUUUUCUCAAGGUGAAGAGCGAGACGCGUUCCGCAGCGUUGCGCACCACGGCGUGCAGUGGCCGUUGACGUUGGCUCGGCUGAAGAGCAGCUUUCCGUCGCAUUGCGUGGAGCCGGUCCACAAUGCGCUGCUGACACUUGUGCUUGUUUGGGGGCAAUUCGCCCCGGCGGAGCGGCAGCGGACGUGCACGACGAUGGGUGACUUGGCUGUAAACGCCCACCUGCUGCUCAUGGUAGCGAACUACGUGGAGUCGCGACGCCGCCGCAGGUGA
Trypanosoma conorhini is the source of this 1839-nucleotide messenger RNA. RefSeq lists its product as uncharacterized. NCBI's taxonomy places the organism in Eukaryota, Euglenozoa, Kinetoplastea, Trypanosomatida, Trypanosomatidae. The transcript has a single exon. The coding region runs from base 1 to 1839 and encodes 612 amino acids. The record is from RefSeq and is a predicted model, not a curated record.